This is a messenger RNA of Choloepus didactylus (southern two-toed sloth), 1493 nucleotides long. It is a transcript of the gene SERP1, whose product is annotated as stress associated endoplasmic reticulum protein 1. Gene Ontology annotation, cellular component: endoplasmic reticulum. The record is from RefSeq and is a predicted model, not a curated record. The transcript is spliced from 3 exons. Gene Ontology annotation, biological process: endoplasmic reticulum unfolded protein response. The coding region runs from base 496 to 696 and encodes 66 amino acids. Lineage: Eukaryota; Metazoa; Chordata; Mammalia; Pilosa; Megalonychidae.
UCUGGGUCAACACAUCCAGGCGUGAGUGUUCUGGACUAGGUCUCUGGCGUGUGCCUUGGCCCUCCCUCUCCCUCAGAGGGCGGAGCCUGCGCUUCCGUGAAGUGGAGCCCGCCCAGUGCUGACGUUGGCAGCCGAACCCGAAGUAGUUCGAGGGUGCAGGCUGCACCGCCCGGUUGUUGCGUUGCGCUUCCUUCCUCUUUAGCUCCACGCUCUCGGCGACUGCCCCAGCAGCGGUGGCGGCGGGAGAACGGCCCGGCGGCCUGCUUUGUUACUUCCGCGCACCCGGCCUAUCGGUCUGGCGGCCGCAGUCGAUUGACCCGCGUCCGCUUAGCGCUCAACCCUUGCGCGCACCGCGCCCAGGCCCAGUGGCCGGAGCUCGCUCUUCUCCUGAGAGCCGCCUCUGUCCGGCGGCGGCGAGCCUCGCAGCGGUCCGAGGGAAGGCGAGCGAUCGAGCGAGUUUAAGGGGUGGUGGGGUCUAGUGGUGGCGCCGCGAAGAUGGUCGCUAAGCAGCGGAUCCGUAUGGCCAACGAGAAGCACAGCAAGAACAUCACCCAGCGCGGCAACGUCGCCAAGACCUCGAGAAAUGCCCCCGAAGAGAAGGCAUCUGUAGGACCCUGGUUGUUAGCGCUCUUCAUUUUUGUUGUUUGUGGCUCUGCAAUUUUCCAGAUUAUUCAAAGUAUCAGGAUGGGCAUGUGAAGUGACUGACCUUAAGAUGUUUCCAUUUUCCUGUGAAUUUUAACUUGAACUCAUUCCUGAUGUUUGAUAUCCUGGUUAAAAACAAUUCAGUAAAGCAUCCUGCCUCAGAAUGACUUUUCAUAUCAUCCUUCAUGUGUCAUUCCAAGGUUUCUUCAUCAGUCAUUCCGAGUUUUCUAGUCCAUACCACAGUGCCUUGCAAAAGCACCACAUGAAUAAAGCAAUAAAAUUUGAUUGUUAAGCUUCAGUAGUGGGCCCUACUUAUUCAGUCAGUAAGGAGUAAGUUUUUCUAUGUGAUUGUUCAAAACAGGAUAGAUAAUUAGAUCAAAUCUGUAGACGGGGUCUAGAUUUUGUUAACCCUAAUGUGUCUAUGUAAUUAGCUUAAUUUAAAAUUUGGAAUCUGUGGUUUUUAUAAAGGUAGGCACUUUAUUACUAUCUCUUGAAUUGAAAGCACAUUCCCGUAUAGGGUCAAGUAAUUAUCCUAUAAUAAGGUGCUUAUAAAUGGAACAGCUGCACAGCCUAGUUUCACCACCACCUUUAGCACCUGAAAAAUUUUUAAGACGCUUGUAAAGGCCUAAUAUGAAGGGAGAGGCUUAUAGCCACAACAUCUAUUUUAACAAUAGUCUUUCUAUUAUACUACCUUGGAUUUUGCAUGAGUGAAUAUACUAACCUAAGAUGCCAUAAAAAAAAAAAAAGUAUUUUAUAACUUGGUCAUUGCAGUUUCACUAAAAGCUACUAUGGAGCCAAGUCAGGGAAGGUUGUUUAUGUCAGCAUUGAUUUCACUAGAAUUAUUUUAAUAU